CUGAGAGAACUCACUCCCUUGGUCACACAUUGUCACCUAUCAUAUCUUGGGAUUUUGACCCAAGAUGGCAUCCUCUCAGAGCGAGGCUCGAAGGGCAGACAAGCACACCAAAGCACGUCAACAAAUGAUGGACGAAUACGAAAGACAAAGAGCAGAAGUGACAAAUGCAUCGGAAAAGUUAAACAAACAAGCAUCUUCUGAUCGAUUUACAACAAAGAGUGAAAGUAUAGAAGAAACACUCAAAAAAGAAACAGUUGGUUUGGUAACUGCGGAAGAUUUCAAAAAACGAAGGGAAGCCCUUGAAGAACAAAAGAGAAGAGAAGCAGCACAGACGGAUGAAUUAAAAGCAAAGGAGAAGAUACAGAAAAAGAAGAAUAAAAAAAAUGCAAAGUCUAAAUUGUCUUUCUCAAUGGACGAUGAGGAAGAAGAGAGUGAGAUUGGGCCUGCAACAAAGAAAGCAAAGCUGAUAAAUGGCGAGACUGGCAAACCGGAAGCCAAGAGAAACAACUUGAAGAAUCCAGCAGUAGAUACGAGCUUCUUACCAGAUCGAGAAAGGGAAGAAAAAGAUCGUUUAGAACGCGAAACAUUACGACAGAAAUGGUUACGUGAACAAGAGAUCAUGAAAGCAGAAAAUGUGGAAAUCACUUAUUCUUAUUGGGACGGAAGUGGUCAUCGUAAAUCCGUUCAAUGCAAGAAAGGAGACUCGAUUGCAUCUUUUCUGGAAAAGUGCAGACAACAAAUACCUGAAUUAAAAGGUAUCACUGUGGACAGUCUGAUGUACAUCAAGGAAGACUUAAUCAUUCCUCAUCAUUUUAGCUUCUACGAUUUCAUCAUUAGCAAAGCUCGUGGAAAAUCUGGACCUUUGUUCAACUUUGACGUUCACGAUGAUGUUCGCUUGGUCUCAGACGCAACUGUGGAAAAAGAUGAAAGUCAUGCAGGCAAAGUCGUCGAAAGAAGCUGGUAUAAUCGCAACAAACACAUCUUUCCCGCCAGUCGAUGGGAACUCUUUGAACCAGGCAAGGAUUACGGAAAUUACACCAUUCACGAUCGCAGCAAAUGAUCUGCCCCCACCGUGCUCCACAUCGUCAAUUCCUCAACUGUAUACUACCCAUCACUGUUCAGUGUACCUUCAAUUCUGUACAAUACCAUCACAAUCUCCUCACACCCGAAUCUGAUGCCCAAGCCUAUCCAAUGCAAUUCUUCGAGAUUAUCGGCCAGUCUAGAUG
Molecule: messenger RNA, 1226 nt
Organism: Meira miltonrushii
Lineage: Eukaryota; Fungi; Basidiomycota; Exobasidiomycetes; Exobasidiales; Brachybasidiaceae
Product: XAP5 protein
Exons: 3
Coding region: 410-1060 (216 amino acids)
Biological process (GO): chromatin organization
Cellular component (GO): nucleus
Source: RefSeq, a predicted model, not a curated record